CUCUCUUAUAUGUGACACCCAUGUCUUGACUUAAAAAAGUUGAAAGAAAACUGUGUAUAUAAAGUUGGGCAGAAGGCCACUUCCCUCCCAAACCCAAAUGGCAAACGUCUUGGAGAGAGAGAAUGGGAAUGGGAAUGGGAAUGGGAAGGAAGAUGAUUACACUAAAGACGGGUCAGUGGAUCUGAAGGGAGGCCCUGUUCUCCGCUCCAAAAGAGGAAGAUGGCCCGCCUGCUCUUUCAUCGUUGGGUAUGAGGUAUUUGAGAGGAUGGCUUAUUAUGGAAUAUCAUCAAAUCUGGUGUUGUAUUUGACAAAUAAGCUACAUGAGGGAACGGUGGCAUCUUCAAGGAACGUAACAAAUUGGGUGGGGACUGUUUGGAUGACUCCCAUCAUUGGUGCCUACAUUGCUGACGCCCACUUGGGCCGUUACUGGACUUUCCUCAACUCUUCUGCCAUUUACCUCUCAGGAAUGUGUCUGCUCACACUAGUGGUUUCCCUCCCCGCGCUCCGCCCACCAGCCUGCAACAGCAACAUUCAUGAUUGCACUGCAGGCUCUGCGCCCCAUGCCUCUACAUUCCAAAUUGGGAUCUUCUACUUCGCUCUAUACGUCCUUGCUAUUGGCACAGGGGGAACCAAGCCUAACAUCUCCACCAUGGGAGCUGACCAAUUUGAUGAAUCCGACCCUAAGGAGAGGAAGCAAAAGCUCUCCUUCUUCAACUGGUGGAUGUUUAGUAUCUUCUUCGGGACCUUGUUUGCCAAUACCUUCCUUGUAUAUAUCCAGGAUAAUGUUGGAUGGACUCUGGGCUAUGCUUUACCAACAGCAGGACUCUUCGUAUCUGUCUGUGUAUUUAUUGCCGGGACGAUGUUUUAUAGGCAUAAGCUGCCUUCUGGGAGCCCAUUUACCCGAAUGCUUAGUGUUUUGGUGGCAGCUUCUCGAAAAUGGAAUGUUAUGGCCCCUGAUGACAGCAAGGAGCUUCAUGAGUUGGAUGCUGCAUACUAUGCUGCGAAGGGCUCGUGCAGGAUCGAUCUGACGCCUGAGCUAAGGUUUCUUGACAAAGCUGCAGUAAAGAGUGGCCCUGAAACUCCUUGGAUGCUUUGCACUGUGACCCAAGUCGAAGAGACAAAGCAGAUGAUAAAAAUGAUCCCAAUUCUGAUAGCCACAUUUGUGCCUAGUACCAUGAUAGCUCAAGUGAAUACCCUCUUUGUGAAACAAGGAACCACCCUAAAUACAAGCAUGGGUCCUCAUUUCAAGAUCCCACCUGCAAGCCUGACAGCUUUUGUUACCAUUUCUAUGCUGGUUAGUGUAGUGAUUUACGACCGAGUCUUUGUCCCGAUGAUGAGGAGAUACACAAAGGAUCCGAGAGGGGUAUCGCUGCUACGGCGUAUGGGAAUUGGCCUUGCUCUACACAUUAUUAUAAUGACAGUCGCGUCCUUGAUCGAAAGAAAGAGACUGAGCGUAGCUAGAGAACACGAUCUAGUAGAACAUGCAGGGACGAUCCCUCUCACCAUUUUCAUAUUACUCCCACAAUUUGUUCUCAUGGGAAUGGCAGAUGCCUUUCUGGAAGUUGCAAAGAUAGAAUUCUUCUAUGAUCAAGCACCAGAGAGCAUGAAAAGUCUUGGAACUUCAUAUUCAACAAGUAGUUUAGGUAUUGGGAACUUCCUCAGUAGUUUCCUUCUCACAACUGUGCAUAAUGUCACAGGAAAGCAUGGCAAAAAGAGUUGGAUUCUCAAUAAUUUGAAUGACUCUCAUUUAGACUAUUACUAUGCAUUUUUUGCGAUCUUAAACUUAGUGAAUUUCUUCUUCUUCUUAGUAGUGGCCAGAUUUUAUAUCUAUAGAGCAGAAGGAUUUGGCAUACAGAAUAUUCAAGCGAAGGCAAUAAGGACAUCAGCCGUAGGGGAUGGCGUUCCUGUUAAAGAUUUGAGAUCAGGAUAGUUUCUGAUAUUUGUAUUUACAUGAUCUUUGUACUCUAAAGAAUGUAAUUCAUGCAGGUCUAAAAUUCGAGUGUUGAUAACAAAGAUUUUUGCUUGUUUUUGAGAAGGAA
Molecule: messenger RNA, 2039 nt
Organism: Amborella trichopoda
Lineage: Eukaryota; Viridiplantae; Streptophyta; Magnoliopsida; Amborellales; Amborellaceae
Product: protein NRT1/ PTR FAMILY 5.2
Biological process (GO): dipeptide transport; transmembrane transport
Cellular component (GO): membrane
Molecular function (GO): dipeptide transmembrane transporter activity; tripeptide transmembrane transporter activity
Source: RefSeq, a predicted model, not a curated record